GGCCGUAGGGGAAGGCGGAAGUGGCUUCUCUUGGGAGCGCGGGGCGGUUAGAUGGUGAGACCUGGGCGCCGAGUGGCGAUGCCCGCGGGGAUGGCGGAGCAUGGGAGCCUGGGGCGACCGCAGGACCGGCGGCAGCAGCAGCAGCAGCGGGGGAAACAGUGCUCGGCGCCGUGGCCCCGGCCGCGCAGCAAAGAGAAGAAAGUGAAUUGCAAGCCCAAGAACCAGGAUGAACAGGAAAUCCCUUUCCGGCUCAAAGAGAUUAUGAGGAGCCGCCAGGAGAUGAAAAACCCCGUCAGUAACAAGAAGAGGAAGAAAGAGGCCCGGGUGGCUUUCAGAAAGACAUUGGAGAAGGAAGCAAAGGGAGUGGAGCCGGACAUUGCUGUCCCCAAGUUCAAGCAGAGGAAGUGGGAGUCCAAUGGGGCCUACAUCCAGCGCAUGGAGCAGGAGGCCCAGCACAUGCUGUUCCUCAGCAAGAACCAGGCCGACCGGCAGCCUGAGACGCAGGCAGCUUCCAAGAAGGAGAAGUCAGAGCGGAAAAAAGCGUUCCAGAAGCGGCGACUGGAUAAAGUCCAGCAGAGAAGGGAAGAAAAGGCAGCAGAAAGGCUGGAGCAGGAGCUGCUCCGAGACACAGUGAAGUUUGGUGAGGUCGCCCUGCAGCCGCCAGAGCUGACCAUCAGGCCCAAGGCGAGCAUGAGCAGAGGCCAGCCUGGCAAGAAAUCGCUGAUGCUGAGGAUGCUUUUGAGCCCUGGUGGUGUGUCUCUGCCACCGACCACCUCGCUGGCUCCACAGCGGAUCAUAGGGGAGGAGAGAGAGCGGGCCGUGCAGGCCUACAGGGCGCUAAAGAAGCGGCAACAGCAGGGGCCUCAGUCACCACAACCACCGCAGUCACCCCGCCUCCCUUUUGGGAAGAAGCCAGAGCCACAUCUGUGA
Messenger RNA from Ceratotherium simum simum (southern white rhinoceros), 930 nucleotides. RefSeq names its product coiled-coil domain containing 137 (gene CCDC137). The record is from RefSeq and is a predicted model, not a curated record. Gene Ontology annotation, cellular component: nucleus. NCBI's taxonomy places the organism in Eukaryota, Metazoa, Chordata, Mammalia, Perissodactyla, Rhinocerotidae.